Messenger RNA from Stylonychia lemnae, 1716 nucleotides. NCBI's taxonomy places the organism in Eukaryota, Ciliophora, Spirotrichea, Sporadotrichida, Oxytrichidae. The record is from the annotation of a GenBank genome assembly.
AUGGUAAAUGAGAUAUCUUCUAUAACAGUUGAAGUAAAUUUGAAUGAUUAUCUAAAAGAUGAAACUCAAGUCAAGAUUGAAAUACCUUUUUUGAUUCUAGCGGAUACUUACAAUUGCACUUUUUCGCAAGAUGGUGAUAGCAAUCAGGCAACACUUUGUACUAGAAAAGGUGAAUUUGAUUCUAUUUAAAAUCCUAAUGAUGAAUAAGCUUACCCUUAAUAAAGUAUUGAGUUAUAUUCUAGACUAAAUGAUCAGUAUGUUUUUGCUGGGUCUUAUAGAGAAACUAAGAAAAAAUACGUAUCUCCCAUUUAAAUGCCUGUAAACUAGUUACAGAUGUCCAUAACAUUUACUUAGAAAGAAUUUUAACCAAUCUUAAUUCAACUUCAAUCAGUUAUUGAAAUGCCUAAAGAGCUAAUCAUAGAGAUAAACUUCCCUGAAGGCUUUAUUCUAGACAAUUAAACUAUAAAAAUUAAGGACUUUAACAUUUCACAAGUGAUUAAAUAAGAUAGUUUAGUUUCAAUCAGAGGAUAAAUGAAAGAUUUACUAUUAAAAAAUCAGUUAAUUAAUUUGCUUAUUGAGAAAGGAAGAGUACCAAGAUUCAAUUUGAAUAAUGAUAAACAGCAAAUCACGAUAAAUUUCAGAUUGCUCAAUUUGGUAUCAAAACAGAGAGCUUAUGUUGAUAUCAGGAAAUUCAUUAAGACAUCUAAUAUUCCUUACUAGUAAUUUAAUUUUCUUGAUAACUAAAACUACAUUCUAUCCUAGUUCAUUGUUUCAAUCAUACCUAUUCAGUUUAAUAACUAAGAAGACAAACUCUAAAUUGAUUUCCCAAAAGAUGUUAAAAUAGAGUCAAAUCUGAUAAAUUGCUAAUCUAAUCUCGGUAUAAUUAUAGAUUGCACUGUUUUAAGAAAUCAGUAACUAACUAUAGAAUUGAAAAACAUGAGCUAAGCUUAAUCUUAAAUUUUCUCAAUAUAUGUUGAAGGAAUUAGAACUCCAAUCAGCUCUAAGCCGAUUUCUUAGAUAUAGAUUAAGCAACUUGACUAUAUGUUUAGAGAGGUAGGAGUAUCAGAAAACGUUAACGUUACAAUAUUUAAGAAUUCAACACCUAUCUUUCCAGAUGUAUAAGUAUACGGUAAUACAUUAGAUUAUGGUUCGGAAAACUAAAUUACUUUUGAAUCUCAUAAUCUACCAAAAUUUGAGCAGGAUGUAUAUUUAGUCCUAAGCAUACCACUGGAUAUAAAGAUUUCAACCAUUAUGAAUCCAACUGAGAUGAUUUACGAAUCUUUCAAUGUAACUUUGUUUGAAGAUUAAGAUUUGUAAUUCGUUAUUGCUGCUCAAGACUCAAUGAUAAUAUUAUCACUGGAUUGUUUAGAUAAGUGCUAGUAGUGUGAUAUUUUAAAUCCAAAUAUUUGCUUUAGAUGCUUUAAUGGAUUUUUCCUUUAGAAUGGAGUGUGCUAAUAAGAAUGCGAAUUAUCUUACUUUAAAAAAGAAGGAAAAUGUAAUAAAUAGAAUGCUAAAAUUGUCCGGAAGCUUGUUCAAAAUGUUCAGAAAACUAAUUUUGUAAUGUAUGCAAUGAAGGAUAUUUUAAUUUUGAGGGAAAGUGCUAAAAAUGCUCAUCCAAUAGCUUUACUAUUGUUGAUGGAAUAUGCAUAAGAAUAAACUAGCAAGAAAUAUUGGAUUAUGACUUUAUAAAACUGUAUACUUCCUUAUUACUUUUGA